CAGAAAUUCUAUCCAAAAAAAAAACGAAGAACAGAAAAGAGAAACGAAAAUUGAAAAAUCUCUCUUAGUAAGCGCACUCUUAUUUCUGAUCCCAUUUGAGUCGUAGUCGUCCGGGACUACCGGCCCUAUUCUUACCAACGGCAAAAACCCAGUUGGUCUCCCUGAAAAACUUCACUAGGGUUUAGAGUUCAUCUAGAGUUCGAGGCCUGAACAGCUGCCGAUCUUGCGGUUCCGAGACGUGAAACUUUGAAUGUAGAGCCUUCUCGAUGCAACGGCAGAACAUGCCAUUCUAUGGGGAGUCAAUCUGCAUGAGAGUAAACUACUCUUUUGUGAAAAAUGUUCCUCGUAAAAAGAGAUCAAAAAGGGGAUAUAUAAACAAGAAAGGAUGGCCGCGUGAUGGGAGUGUGGUGAAACUAAAGACCCAUUUACUACAUGUUAAAACAAAAAAAACACGCACAUGUAAAAAGCAAAUUUGCAUGGAUUUUGCUGAAACGAGUGAUGAUGAAGUUAUCCCACAUAAUUCAAUGCAAUGUCGUGGACGGUCCAGGAGAAGAUACGAAAGCAAUGGCCUUGGAAAGUUAGACUCAGGUGCCUUUGAGUGCUAUAUGAGGAAAAUAUGGAUGAAGUUUUCUGAAGAGAGGAAAAGUUUGUUUACAUGCCUUGACUCCUUAUGGUAUCACUUAUACACAGAUAGAACUACUAAAGCUAAGGUCUUGGAUUGGAUCAAGAAGAAAGAGAUCUUCACCAGAAAAUAUGUCAUUGUUCCUAUCAUUCAGUGGGGUCAUUGGUGUCUAUUGAUCAUGUGCAACAUGGGCAAAACUUUUCAAUCUGAAACUCCUUGCCUAUUACUGCUAGACUCCUUGCAAGAUGCACACGCCAAACAACUAGAAUCUGGAAUAAGAAAAUUUGUUUUCGAUCUUUAUAGCACAGGGGAGAGAACAGAGACAAAGCAGAUGAUAAAAAAGAUCCCUUUUCGAGUUCCCAAGGUCCCGCAACAAAGAAACAAUGAUGAGUGUGGGUACUAUGUUUUAUACUUCAUUGAUCGUUUCUUAGGACUUGCACCAGAAGAUUUUAGUUUGUCUGAGGGCUACCCUUACUAUAUGAAGGAAGACUGGUUUACCCCCAAGGAGUUGGACGUCUUUUGCAAAGAACUUGUAUCUUCAUCCAUGGAUUCUUCUGAAUGUGAUGAUUCUUCUUCGGAUUCUGAUGUUAUUGAAUUGGGUGCUCAUCGAACCUCUGUUGCUGCAAUCACAAUUUUCGAACAUGAAACCUUGAUUGAGUUUGAAGAAUUAAACUCCCUACUUGGAUGAGUUGGACCAACCGUUGAUGGCGUGCUAGGGGGUUUUGGUUUAGGUUUAUAGCCAGGAGCCCAGGAUUAUUUUCGUGUCUUUGCAAGGGAAUGUAAGAUUAUUAAAAUUUGUAAUUACCUAAUGUGUUUUGUUUUUUGCCAACUCUCUAAUGGGUGUUAUGUCCAAUGGGUGUUUGGCUUAGGUUUGUAGAACUGUGUAAUCUCCUUGCAAGUGAAUGUAUGAUUAUUAAAAUUUAUAACUAUUUAAUGCAUUUAAUUAAAUUUUAUGGGAAUGUAGUAUGGGCUUAAUCUUUGUAGG
Molecule: messenger RNA, 1607 nt
Organism: Cuscuta epithymum
Lineage: Eukaryota; Viridiplantae; Streptophyta; Magnoliopsida; Solanales; Convolvulaceae
Source: the annotation of a GenBank genome assembly